This is a messenger RNA of Abrus precatorius (Indian licorice), 3190 nucleotides long. RefSeq names its product histidine--tRNA ligase, cytoplasmic. Gene Ontology annotation, biological process: histidyl-tRNA aminoacylation; mitochondrial translation. Gene Ontology annotation, cellular component: mitochondrion. Gene Ontology annotation, molecular function: ATP binding; histidine-tRNA ligase activity. The transcript is spliced from 7 exons. The coding region runs from base 200 to 2791 and encodes 863 amino acids. Lineage: Eukaryota; Viridiplantae; Streptophyta; Magnoliopsida; Fabales; Fabaceae. The record is from RefSeq and is a predicted model, not a curated record.
GUGAUAAAAAAAUACAAAAUUUCUUACAUUGACCGUGAGCAACUAAAAUGAAAAACAAGGAGAAAGAAAGAGAAUAUGAGGGAAAAAAAUAGAUUCAGGAGAAAGUAAGCGGCAGCAGAGAAACCCUUGGCCCCUGAACUGAAGUUCAACUAAACCCUCUCUUUCUCUUCACUUGGCGCAAAGCUUGAGGCAUCGAGCCAUGGGGCAAGGUGAAGCAUCUUCCGUAACGCUCGGUGCCAAGGCUUCUUCUCUCUCUUCAUCUUCCGUUUACGCCGUUGCCACUUCCCGCGCACACGUGCGAAUCGACUCAUCCGCGCUCGAUAGACUCUCCUCUAAGACGACGUCGUUUAAGCACACCAUCACGCUCCCCGAUUUCCUAACCAUAGAUGAAUCCAGAGCCUAUCUCCUCCUCCUCCUCAACAAGCUCCUCCUCUCCAACUCCAAUGCCCGUAUUCCCCUUCUCAUCUCUGAAACCCUCAAUUCGAACCCUCACACUUUCAAAUUCCAAGAUGUUGACGUCACCGAAGACGAACACUUGGUGCUCAACAACUCUUGUUGCACCUUGCUUGGGCUUUCAGCGAUUCUCGACCACCAAUCCUCGGCAUUGUCUGCGUUUGCUGACGUGGCGGCCGCGUUCUCUUGCGAGGCGUUGAAGGCUGACGUGGCGGCCUUCAAUUUGAUGGAUUCCGGCGACGGACACACUUCCAAGGAGGAAGUUGGCGUCGCCGGCGAUAUGAGGGUGUUGCUUAAUGGAUCCAAGUUGGUUGGUAAGGAUAAGGUUCGAUUAGUUUCAAGGAUUCCGAAAGUUCAUGGAACUAUGAGGGAGCAGGCCAAAGCCGUGCAUUCUAAGAUGAGGGUUGAGUUGAAUUCGGGGAUUAAAUUGGGGGAAAUUGAGGCAGGGAGUGAACAUGCUGUGUGUACUGUUCUGUUGCCGUUGGCGGUAGCGCUUCGUGAACUGGGUGAGGAUAGUUUUGCUCGUGCGAAGAGUAAUUUGGAGUGUGUUGGUGGUAAUAAUUUGAAAUUGGGUCUUGGAGAAAUGUUCGGAAGGGAAUGCCCCAGUGAUGUUAGUUUAAGCAGUGGUUUUAAUGUGGCUUUGAACUUGUUUUUGGGAAAGGAGUAUGAUAAGUUUGCACAUGAAGUCUGUGUGGUGAUGGCACUUGUGUGGAAAAUUGUGGCAUGGGAAUCUGUGACAGCGUUUGCGGUGCUCGAGGCUGCUGAGUUAAAUGAGAAGAUCCAAGGGGUUCAGGAAAAUGGAGAGAGUUUAAAAGUGGAGAAGAAGAAGAAGAAGGUUGUUUUGGGGAAAGGAACUAGUUCGAUUUUGGCGUUGAUCAAGGAAAGGUUACUGAGUGAAAGACAGGUGGUGGCCUUAGAGAAAUGGGUGGCGGAUUUUCUAUCAUUUUUGGAUUUGGCUAAACCUGAAUUUAAUGACUUUUUGUUGAAAGUAAAAGAUAUUGUAGAAAGCAAUGAAAGCAGAAGACUACCCAAGAUUCCUAAGGGGACUCGUGAUUUUGCUAAAGAACAAAUGACAAUUAGAAAGAGAGCUUUUUCAAUAAUAGAAGAAGUUUUUGAGAGGCAUGGUGCCACAGCCUUGGAUACCCCUGUUUUUGAAUUGCGAGAAACUCUCAUGGGAAAAUAUGGAGAAGAUUCAAAGUUGAUUUAUGAUCUUGCUGACCAGGGUGGGGAGCUCUGUUCUUUGAGGUAUGACCUGACAGUUCCGUUUGCUAGGUUUGUGGCUAUGAAUGGUCUGACAUCUUUCAAAAGGUACCAAAUAGCAAAGGUUUAUAGAAGGGACAACCCUUCCAAGGGAAGAUACCGCGAAUUUUAUCAAUGUGACUUUGAUAUUGCUGGUCCAGCUGAAAAAAUGGCUCCAGAUUUUGAGGUUGUUAGGAUUUUGACUGAACUACUUGAUGAGCUGAACAUUGGGGAAUAUGAGAUAAAGUUGAAUCAUAGGAAGUUGCUGGAUGGCAUGAUGCAAAUAUGUGGUGUACCUUCUGAAAAGUUUAGGACUAUAUGUUCAAGCAUUGACAAGUUAGACAAGCAGUCUUUUCAACAGAUAAGAAAAGAAAUGGUGGAAGAGAAAGGAUUAACUGCUGAAACAGCUGACAGAAUUGAAACAUUUGUUAAAGAAAAAGGAUCUCCUUUAGCAUUAUUAUCUAAAUUUAAACAAGAGGGAAGUGCUUUCUUAGAAAAUGCUGGAUCUGUUGAUGCAUUGAACGACCUGGAAAUUUUAUUUAAAGCUCUGGAAAAAUCAAAACGCAUUGAUAAAGUGGUUUUUGACUUGAGUCUUGCCAGAGGUCUUGAUUAUUACACUGGAGUUAUAUUCGAAGCUGUUUUUAAAGGAGGCACACAGGUUGGUUCAAUUGCUGCUGGCGGCCGAUAUGAUAACCUUAUAGGAAUGUUUGGAUCAAAGCAAGUUCCGGCAGUUGGUGUAAGUCUGGGAAUUGAGAGAGUAUUUGCCAUAAUGGAGCAACAGCAGAAGGAUCAAAACCAGAUGACUCGACCAAACAAGACACAAGUCCUGGUGAGCAUAUUCGGGAAUGACCUAUCAUUAGCUGCAGAGCUGGCUGGAGAAUUGUGGGAUGCUGGGGUGAAAGCAGAAUUCUUGGUCAAUAAAAGAAGACCUAAGCACUUCGACUAUGCAAAAGAAUCAAGGAUCCCAUGGAUGGUAAUUGUUGGUGAGCAGGAAAUAGAAGAAGGCACGGUGCAAUUGAAAGACCUCGAGGCCAGUAAUGAUAUCAAAAUUCCUAGAGGAGAAUUUGUGGAGGAACUUCGGAGACGGUUAUCCCCUUGAGGCCCAGUAUACUUUCAACUUCAUUGUCCAAUUUAUAUUUCAACUUCAGAUUCCAGGGAGUAUAGGUUUUACUGACAUUUCAUGUUUGGCUAGCGACUUAGGCUGAAAAUUAAUUGCCCCUUUUAUCCAAUAGUUAUAGCCUAUAGCAGCAUUACUUUUCAGCUAUUCUUGUUUUAUGAGCUUAUUUUUUUUAUUUUGUCUUCAAAACCUGUAGGGUUUCUUUUUUUCUGUUUCUUGUUAAAUUGUAACGGUUUUGGUUAUAUAAAAUGAAGAAAAGGAUGAUUUUUUAUGUUAUGGAUGGCGGUAUGAUACACGUCAGAGGUGUUGGGUGUUGGGUGUUGGGUGUUGGGUGUUGGGUAUGAUACACUUGAUCCAUUAAUCAAUCCAACCAUUAACUCG